AUGUCUUGCCAUAGUCCAAAGCCUAACAAGUUUCUCAAGCACUUAGGCAAUGAGACUAUGAGUGUCAACGUUGGCAUUGGUAACUCGCGUCAAACCUUCACUGUUCACAAGACUAUACUUCAGCAAUGUACCACUUACUUUGAGUCCAACAAACUAUUCGACACCAUGGCUGGACAACAAGGAUUGAUCUUCCUCAAUGAUGAGAAUCCCAAGGUCUUCAAACUUUUUGUUGAUUGGGCUUACAACGGCACCGUUCAAAAGCCUCGAACCAAGAUAUACGUCAAAAGCCAACCAUCUCUGGUAGAAAUUGGUCGUCUUGAGUCAGAGCUCCUCGAAGAGUUCAAUGGAAGCCUUAAAACUCUGGUCAGUCUAUACUCACUUGCCGAAAGAUGGGAAAUUCAUAAUUUGAUGAAUCGAACCAUCGACGCCAUUCAAGAUGGUUAUCUUGAGUUUGGAACUGUCUUCGGACCCGGUCUUGCAGCCCAAAUUUGGCAAGAGACGAAGUCGGAUUCCACCCUGCGAGAAUUUUGUAUUGCAAGUACGGUCAUGCAUAUGGAUCGUGGUUGCACUAAGCUUCGGCAAGAAGUGAUGACGAACUGCAUUGUCCUUCCUGGAUACUUCCAAGGAAUGCUUAGAUGGGUUUCCAGAAACUUCCAUCUGAUGGGUCGACGUUCAAAGGAAGUUGCGGAACCAUGGAACUCAAACGAGAGUUUUAGUAUGCUUCAUAGAUCUAAGCUCUGCCCCUGUCACUUUCACGUACACCCUACUGGUCAGGCACACAAAGGACACAAAUCAUGUGCGAUUCCGUUCAUGGAUUGCUCUCACCCAGGAGAUGAGGAAAAGAUGGAAGAACUUGAUGUCUUUAAUCUGGUUAUGGGAUCUGCGAUGAUGGAAUGCAACCUGUGCGAUCCAGAGUAG
Molecule: messenger RNA, 918 nt
Organism: Botrytis deweyae
Lineage: Eukaryota; Fungi; Ascomycota; Leotiomycetes; Helotiales; Sclerotiniaceae
Exons: 6
Coding region: 1-918 (305 amino acids)
Molecular function (GO): protein binding
Source: RefSeq, a predicted model, not a curated record